Messenger RNA from Cololabis saira (Pacific saury), 6552 nucleotides. It is a transcript of the gene ppp1r37, whose product is annotated as protein phosphatase 1, regulatory subunit 37. The record is from RefSeq and is a predicted model, not a curated record. NCBI's taxonomy places the organism in Eukaryota, Metazoa, Chordata, Actinopteri, Beloniformes, Belonidae. The coding region runs from base 1020 to 4652 and encodes 1210 amino acids. Gene Ontology annotation, molecular function: protein binding. The transcript has 13 exons.
AGCAAAGCUAGCGGAGGGCAACGCUGCACGAAACCCAGGCUCAGCUGAGCUGACACCCCCCCCCCCCCCCCCCGGAGACCGAGAUACGUCCAAGAUCGGAGCGGUGGGGAAUAUCCUAACUCGUAUCUAACUCCCUAACAUCAGCAGCGUUGCAGUUGUGAGCUGCUCCAGCACGGCUCCAUGGCGGUAGCCGAGCUUUAGCCGCCGGAACAUGCCCACUGCUCCUCGGCGUGUGACGCCAGCUUUUCUCCGCUGAAGCGCUGCCCGCGGUGCGAGCAGAGCUGCAGCAGCACGACAGACAGCGAGGGACACCAGAGUUACAGGGGGAAGGGGGGGGGAUUUAUCUAACACAACGAGAAGAAUGGACUUUGUCGCACGGAAACAGGAGGUAUUCGUGUACAGAAACUCGGGCCUUGGACGUCGGUGUCGGACAACAAGUCCAGCAGCAGCUAGCCAGCGUUAGCUGCUUUAAUUCAUGGAGUUAGGUCGGUGUCGGACCAUAAGCUGACUGCGCUAAUGUGAGAGAGGAUUGUCCUGCUCAUAUUCAUAACUGCUGACGACCAGGGAGCCCAGUACGAGACGGCUGGUACAAAUCAUUGAUAUAUAUACAUACAUAUAUAAUAUAUAUAUAUACCUGGCCGUCUGAUAGCUGAACUUAUCUACUUUGCUCUAUUAAUAAUUGAUCAAGCAGUCCAUUUUUUUUCUUGCACAGAUAUCACAUAUUCGUUGUAUUGAGGUUUGUUUGAAACGGCACUUUAAUUAGUUGAUGUAUAAGUAUGCUCUAAAGGCACCUGUGACGUAGGGUUUUUUGAAAAUUACAAUAACAGAUUACAAUCCCAAUACAGCAGUCAGGUCAGGUCACAACUACGGAUAUAAUGAUGUUCUCAUGGACCUGAACGUAUUUAAAAAAGACCAAAAACAAUUGCUACUCGUCUGAAUAAAAAGUUGCAAGACUAGCCUUAGUUACUGUAGUACUUGUCACGUGGUUUAAAGUUGAGGUGUCACUGGGAAAUGUAAACAUGAAUAUCGAAGACCAGUGUCUGGAUUUGUGUAAUGUGAAGUCGAAAAGCAAUGUCGAUGGUGACUACAACACUACGAACAGCACAGAAGGGGUCACCCCUCGAAUCUCGGAGCUGAUGACAGACGGUAAUGCAGAAAAGCAAAACAUUGUUCUCACUGAGGCCUCUCAGACCUACUUGAUGCCUCAGCUCACAGACAACCUUCAGGCCGCGGAGAAAGACAACCACCAGGCAGAAGACACACUGGAAAUUGAUGAAGUCAAUGGAAACAGAAAGAGCUGUGCACAAGAGACUCUUCUUAGGGGUAAUCCCACUGACGUAAUCUUUUCUAACGAUGAGCAAAACAAGCACAACAGUGAUACGGAGAAAAUGAUAGUGGAUAAGGACAGUGAUUCUGCAAGGCUUGUUAUGGAAUUGGGGGACAAUGAUGGCGACAUGGACAUCGGUGUGGAUUUGAGUCUUGAUGAGAGUGGGGUCUUGGAAACUGAAUCUGCAAAACUUUGCUCACUCUCAGAUAAUAUUUUGGACUCUGAGUCUACUCCUCAGGAUGUCCCAACUGGCGUAAAUGUGGAAAGUCUGUCAGAUGCAAACAAGACAUCCAGCUCAGAGGCUUCUUCCACUGAUCAAGCUGGACUGUAUCCCACUGUGGAGGAGGAGGAUGAAAAACACAAACCAAGUGGCAAAAGGGUGACAUUUCCCUUAGAUGACGAUAUAGUUUCUGGAGCAGUGGAGCCCAAGGACCCCUGGAGACACGCUCAAAAUGUGACAGUGGAGGAGAUCCUCUCUUCCUAUAAGCAAGCCUGUCAGAAGCUCAACUGUAAACCUAUACCCAAAGUUAUCAAACAGAUACAGGAACUGAAAGACCUGACGCAGCGAAAUGAAUGCUUCGAUCUGAAAGGUGAAAAGCUGGACUACAAAGCAUGUGAGUCUCUGGAGGAGAUUUUGAAGAGGGUCCAAUUUAAAGUGAUAGACCUGGAGCAGACCAACCUGGAUGAAGAUGGUGCAUCAGCUCUCUUUGACAUGAUAGAGUACUACGAGUCAGCCACACAUCUUAACAUCUCCUUCAACAAGCACAUUGGCACACGGGGAUGGCAGGCUGCGGCUCACAUGAUGAGAAAGACGAGCUCUCUGCAGUACCUUGAUGCCCGUAACACUCCUCUGCUGGAUCACUCUGCUCCGUUUGUUGCCCGAGCUUUAAGGAUCAGUGGCAGCCUGGCAGUGCUCCACCUGGAGAACGCUGGCCUGUCUGGCAGGCCACUCAUGCUGCUGGCUACGGCUCUGAAGAUGAACAUGAACCUGCGAGAGUUGUAUCUGGCUGACAAUAAGCUCAACGGACUUCAGGACUCUGCACAACUUGGCAACUUGCUCAAAUUUAACUACAACAUUCAGAUUCUGGACCUGCGCAAUAACCACAUCCUAGACUCUGGUCUAGCCUACUUGUGUGAAGGGCUGAAAGAGCAGAGGAAAGGCCUCGUCACGUUGGUGCUAUGGAACAACCAGCUCACACACAACGGCAUGAGUUACCUCGCAGCUGCACUGCCGUGCACCCAGAGUCUGGAGACCCUGAACCUCGGCCACAAUGCAGUAGGAAACGAAGGAGUUCACAAGCUGAAAGAUGGACUGAUCGCCAACCGCUCUGUGCUCAGACUGGGAUUGGCUUCCACCAAACUGUCCUGCGAAGGAGCUGUUGCUGUGGCUGAAUUCAUCGCUGAGAGCCCCAGACUGCUGCGUCUGGACCUUCGAGAGAACGAGAUCAAGACUGGCGGCCUCAUGGCCCUGUCACUGGCCCUAAAGGUCAACACGUCUCUGCUGCGUCUCGACCUCGACCGAGAGCCCAAGAAAGAAACGGUGAAGAGCUUCAUUGACACACAGCGUGCUCUGCUGGCUGAGAUCCAGAAUGGCUGCAAGAGGAAUUUCAUCCUUGCUAAAGAGAAGGAAGAAAACGAGCAGAAGAUGAGGCAGUCAGCUUCCAUGGCUGAAAUUGCCACAGAGGAUGGGACCGGGCAGGAAGAGGAGGAUGAACUACAAGCAACAGAUGGGAAGGGAGAGAAAGAUGAGAAAAGAGGAGAGGGGGGCGGUGACUCGAUAGGAACUGCAGAACAAGCAAGCAGCCAGUUGGGAGCAGGAUCUCAAAAGAAUAUUCCUGUAAUCAAUCUGGAGUCUGACUCCGACACUGAGGAUGAGGACCAAGAAGAGGUGGUAACGAGGUCUCAUUCCAUUUCAAACUCCUCAGUUGUCUCAAAUCAGACUGCUCCUCAAACCUGUACAGGAGUUACGCAGUCGCCCCUCAGUGCCUCGGCUGCGUCCUCACUCCCGCCCGCCGCUCCUGCUGGAGGACCAAGUCUCAUGUCUGGGAUCACUGUCACUGAGGCACCAGUCCCUCCCGGGACCCCUCCCUCUCCCGGACGCUGCAUAUCUGUCUCGAGCCCCGGUCGGGGUCACAAGAUCUUUAUGGUAACAAGAGUGGAAAGCCCACCUGAGCAGCAGCUGCUGCUACAGUCUCAGACAAGCUCCCCCGUAGCUCCCAUCCAGACUAAAGAGGCUGCAAAAAGCCUGGUAGACAUUAGCACACCCAUGACACAGCAGACACAGCCUCCACCCACAUCUCCAACACCCACACAAACACAACUGACACCUGAGGACGUGAAAGGGAGCUCCCCACCUCCACCAACAAACCCUCAAAAGGCAGAGGAGAGUCCUGUAGCAGGGUUAGAGUCUGAAUUAAACACUGCAAAGAUCCACACACAAGCCCCCCAGUCAGCAAAUCCUCCCACUGUAGGCGUGACGGGCGAACCCUUAGACCCAGACGUGACCGACCCAAGUCUACAAACACCAGCUCUGCCUUCAAACUCCUCUUCAGUGCAGGUUGAAGCAUCUCAGCUAGCAGAAGGAAUGACCGAGAGCUCUGAAAGCCCCAGGCCUGAGCCGACGGCAGAAGGAAACAAGGAAGGAGAGGAGGAGGUCAGUGUACAGUAUGACAGGACAGUAGCGCCUUCAGGAUGUAAACAAUCAGAGGAACUGAAUGAAUCCCAGACGAGUUUGCCCAGCCAGCAGCAACUCUCAACACCUGCACUUGAACAGCCACAGAGUGAGCGCGCUUCAGACGAGACGCCUCCUCCAAACCAACAGGAAAAGCAGGAAGGACCAGUCAGUUUAGCAGAAAAUGAAGAACCCAGUUCAACACUGAAAGAGCAGACCAGCCAAGAGGAGUCGAGGCCAAAGCACCAAUUGGAAGCAGGUGAGCAGGAAGUAGCGCCUGUUCACUCUGUCCAAGCUGAUGAGAGUGCGCCAUCUGUCAUUGAGGGCGGAGCAGAGGAGUCAAAUCCAGCACCACAGGGGGCUCCGGGCGCUGCCUCCACUCAGCCUGAGGAGAAUCCAGAUUCAUCGUUUGAAGAAGAUGAAUCUGCCGAUGAGAGCUCUGCAGACGAGUGCUUUGUGGAGGCUCUUGAGGGGGAGGCGGAGGGCUCCACUCUGCCCAACGGCCUCAAGCCUGAGUUCUCCAUCCAUCUCCUCGACACUGAAAGCCCAAAGCCUGGCAGCUGUGUGAUGGAGCACGUGAGUGCCACUUGUGGACAGGAGCUGGAGGAAUUGCUUCUAGAGGCCAGCUUGGAGACUGGGAGAGACAUGCCAUGAACUGCUGAACUACACAUCUGAACAGUGGGAGCACGUGAAAACAGCACUCGGAUGGUUUGUCGGGUUUUGCUACAAGGCCACAAUGUUUUUGACACAUCUUCUACUCAAACAUCGAAAAACUUAAAGAACAAAAGACCCAGUUAUAGUCAAAGCUCCAUGAAAAUACAAGUAAAGGACAAAACCAGCCUCUGGAGCCAACAUCUGACUAAUAUUGAGUCCUCCACAUUCACACUACACUUUGAAGAGGAGAGAAGAAAACUGAAAUCAACUGGUUUUCACUACAUUUUAUCAGUGCGACAUCUUUAAACUCAAACAGCCUCUGAGAGGGAGAACCGACGGAGAAGAAGAGAGAGGAUGAAAACACUAACCAAAGACUCAGCACAGACUUUUCUCACCGCUCCUUCUCGCUCUCCUCCGUAGAUGGCUUUUAGGCAAAUUUACUAGCAGUAAAAGUUUUUUCCUGACUCACAGAGACGUAACGGUGAUGAAGAAGAGACGAGCAGCGUUCACUCAGAAGACUAAGUGGUGGACCCUGCUGAGUAAACCUGCUGGCUUUAAACACUUGAGAUGGGAGAAUGUCGCUGUUGAAGGUUUUUAUAUAAAGAAACCUGAGGAUGUUCACGUGUCUGUUUAAAUGUAAACAUUUUGUGCGUUUCCAUCAUUCCUCCUGACCUCCUCUUCCUCCUCUCCCCCUGGAAAUAAAACUCUAAGGGACCUUUGCCAAAGUGACCUCCUUCCUCUUUGAAUUGUCUUGCUCUCUCCCUUCGGCCCCUCAGGAAUUGGCGUUCUUCUCGUGUUCUUCGUUAGACCUGUCAAAUCUCACAUGGAGAAUUUGCGACCCCCCCCCCCCCCUAUUACAAAACUACUGUCUGAAAGUCAGUCUCGGUAAUUUGCUCCAUGUUGAUUUGGAAAAAAAUUAAAUAACAGACUUUAAAUGAAUAUCAGAAAGUGAGAUGCCUUUUCAGUUUGUCUACAGAUCCAGACUUGAUCAGUUUAUUUCCGCAUCGUUGUAUGAACCUCCUUUAAAGAAAAGAAAAAAUAGCAGCCUGCUGUCUGUCCUCAUCUGCCGCCCGUUUCCUCCUCUCCCUCAGGCAUCAGCUGGGACUUUGCACCCUCUCACCUCUCUGCUCCACGUUCAUGUUGCCUUCAAUCUCAUCACUGCUGAUCCUCCCAUCUAGCUGCUUUGAGGAAUCACUUGUUUUGUAUUUAUUUCAUAGCUUUUGGAGCCUUUUCUGAUUUUAUUUUCUCCAUUUCUCAGUUGAUUUCUCCUCAUUUUAUCCUUUUUGUUGUCUGGGGGUUGCUUUUAAAGCUUAGCCCCUUUUUUGAUGUAUAUUUCAUACUUAAACUAGAGAAAAUAAUUACUUUUUUUGUGAGGGGGGGGUAAUCUAUAAGGGGAGGUAAAGUAACUAAACCAUUGACUACUGGGGUGCAAUAAUGAAAGCAAGUACAAGGAAGCGGCAAACACGUCAACAUGGAGGUCCUUGUUGUUUUAAGCUGCUCUGUUGGGUGAAGCUGUGACCACAAGGGGGUGAUGAUUGCUUGUUUUCCUGCUACCUGAAGGAGAUUAGUGUGAACAGUGACACAGUUUUCCAAAGCCAGCCAGCAGAAUUGAACAUUAAAUAUCAGCUUCAUGAGUGUCUGUGAACAGAGACGGUUUUCUUGCUUUAUUUUUGCCCCUGAAGCAGACGCAGCCUGGUGAGGUGGGGGUUCUCCUACAUGGAGCAUCAUUCACCCCCUCCUGCUUUCCUCCACCCAACAGGUAGUUUGCCCCCACUGUUUGUAAUGCUUUAAUUUUUAGAAAUUUUUAAUGAUGAUUUGUUAACUUAAUUGAAAUGUGCUGGUAAUCACAAAGAUAUGUAUGGCGAAAUUUGUUCCUCAAAUAAAUGCAUGUAAUGACUAA